UUCAGGUUUAUGGUUGAUUCCUAGCAGUUCGCCACGAAGUUGACAUGAUGGAGAUUUCUGCUCACCAAAAUCAUUCGAUACCGUCAUUUCAACGGUAUACCCAAUGCGAAGAUGAACCAAAUUUGAAGUUCAAUGAUGCUUGUAUAAAUGACUACGAUUACCACAACGAUUUUAUGAACUGUGGGAAUGAAUGUUCCUCACUGGGUCACUCUGCCGUUCCAUCUUAUGAAGAUGAUAUCGAUGAAAACUCCGAUGAUUCUGAAGAACUGGAUGAGUCUAGCGGAUCACAGUUGGGUAAAACCAAGAGCGGAUGCCUUGAGUUCACAGCAUCCACUGAAAUGCUACGAAUACGGUUUCCCUUCCAAUCGAUUAGUGUACGAUUGUCAGAUUUUCUUUGUUUGCAAGAAAAUGAUCUGCUCAACGACACCAUAGUGGAUUUCUAUCUCAAUCAUGUUGUUGAGCACGUUCUUCCCGACGAACCAAGCAAACGCAUCACCGUUCUUCCAUCGGUUUUCUGGCACAAUCUUUCUAUCCUUCAGUGUGGAGUCAUGGCAGAUGAAGCUAACGCUACGCUCUCCGGUGAUCAGCUGCUGGAUGCUCGAUUCGGCGAUGUUUUGGAUUUUGUGGAAGAGUUCGAUUUCAUUGAAGUCGAUUACAUCAUUGUGCCAGUCAAUGAAUGGGAACAUUGGUCGUUGGUAAUCGUAUGCUAUCCUUUUACACCACGUGCGAGGAUGGUUUGUUUUGAUUCGCAGCUUACUGACGAUCUCAACAACUUACAAAACAUUGCUGAUCUGUGCGAUGAAUUUCUCAAGUACGUAUGGAUGCGACGCCGUAUGUAUGAACUACCAUCAAAAGAACGGAUGCGUUGCAUAAUACCGGAAAACCUACCGCAACAGGGUAACAACUUUGACUGCGGUCUUUUCAUCGUCGAAUUCGCGCGUAGAUUCCUUCUUGCACCUCCAGUCAAUCUGGAUAACUUUGAUUUCACCGCCGAGUAUCCAGACUUUACGGUCAGAGAUAAGCGAUUGGAUAUUCAACACGCAGUUUUAUCACUUUGUUCAAAUCUCUUUGCUCAGUUACGGUGUUUGCUGUCGUCCUGUUAG
Cylicocyclus nassatus is the source of this 1103-nucleotide messenger RNA. The record is from the annotation of a GenBank genome assembly. Lineage: Eukaryota; Metazoa; Nematoda; Chromadorea; Rhabditida; Strongylidae.